This is a messenger RNA of Aplysia californica (California sea hare), 521 nucleotides long. Its product is annotated as U1 small nuclear ribonucleoprotein 70 kDa. Gene Ontology annotation, cellular component: U2-type prespliceosome; U1 snRNP; precatalytic spliceosome. Gene Ontology annotation, biological process: mRNA splicing, via spliceosome. Gene Ontology annotation, molecular function: mRNA binding; U1 snRNA binding. Lineage: Eukaryota; Metazoa; Mollusca; Gastropoda; Aplysiida; Aplysiidae. The record is from RefSeq and is a predicted model, not a curated record.
AAUUAUAAAGUAGUCAAAAAAAUAACAAUAUUUUAUCCUUGGACGAAAUUUCGUUUGUUUUGUCUCAAAUAAAAAAAUAGUACUUAUAUUUUGGCUUUAUUCGCGAGGCUGCUUCGCGUUGCUGCGGCGGUACACCCCACCAUAAGCCAUAUAGUACGUCGCGCCACAGCCCGGCGAAAAUCAAUGACUGGUACCUCGCCGCUCGCACGCUCAGUGAGGGACGAGGUAAAGCCGCGUGAAACGGAAGAAAACAAGAGUCGCUGUGAACUGCUGCAACGAAACCAGUAGUGUUAGUGUCCCUCUAGACCGAGGACCUAAACAAACGCGUCCAUUUUUUGAGUAAUGAAGUUCUGUGCUAUUCCAACGAUCUGAUACCAUGACACAGUACCUUCCACCAAAUCUUUUAGCCCUUUUCGCGGCGAGGGAUCCUCUGCCUCACCUUCCACCGGCCGACAAACUCCCGCACGAGAAGAGACGAGUGCCGUACGCUGGUGUUGCAGCAUUUUUAGAUGGUUUCGAGG